Messenger RNA from Anopheles bellator, 720 nucleotides. Its product is annotated as protein dissatisfaction-like. The record is from RefSeq and is a predicted model, not a curated record. Bases 1 to 720 code for a protein of 239 amino acids. The transcript is spliced from 3 exons. NCBI's taxonomy places the organism in Eukaryota, Metazoa, Arthropoda, Insecta, Diptera, Culicidae.
AUGUUAGCGAUGCGUCGCGAAAGUGAACCCAUCUGCGGUAGUGCGUCGGCCACCAGUAGCCACCUGCUGCAUCAUCACCACCACCAUCACCACCAUCUGCACCACGGCAGCGGUCACGGGAAUGGUGUGAGUGAUCCGUCGAUCGACACGUCGGUCGAAAGUCCGUCCGAGAACGGAACGAUCGGUGGGCCGCUUCAGGAGCACCCGACGGCCGGCUUCACCCAGACCCAUCACCAGCUGCAUCACCAGCUGGGCCACGAGCACGAACCGCAUCACGGAGGUUUUCCGGUGGGUUUGAGCAACGGGAACGGAACCGCCGCCGGGCCGUAUCCCGGGUUCAGCAGCUUCGCCGCCGGAUUGACAGGAGGCAUCCACUGUGGUACCACGGGGGGGACUCCCCGAGGGACACCUGCGACCAGCCUCGACGAGUACGUCGAUAUCCUGCAGGUCCAGCAACUGCUGCUGGAGAACUCUUCGACCGUGGCUAGCCAAACCACCGCUUCUCCCACAGCCACCACCUCCACCACCUCCUCCGCCACCGCCACAAGUACCGCACCCUCCAGUUUAACGUCCUCUUCCGCCCAAAACACCACACCCGUUCCUUCGUCGUCCGUGGUUGGCAGUACGUCCGGUCUGUUUAACACCAAAAGUCGACCGAAAGUUAACCUCCAGAAGGCGGCCGACUUCCAGGCGGCAGCGACCCAGCUUCAAGAAUUCUAG